Molecule: messenger RNA, 1377 nt
Organism: Talaromyces amestolkiae
Lineage: Eukaryota; Fungi; Ascomycota; Eurotiomycetes; Eurotiales; Trichocomaceae
Exons: 2
Coding region: 1-1377 (458 amino acids)
Biological process (GO): isoprenoid biosynthetic process; ubiquinone biosynthetic process
Cellular component (GO): transferase complex
Molecular function (GO): prenyltransferase activity
Source: RefSeq, a predicted model, not a curated record
AUGAGAUCUCGAGCUGUGCGCGCCUCUUCCGGCCUGCUGCUAACCCGUCAAGCUACACCAACCUCGAUAUGCUCCCAAUGCUUACGCGAUGAGCUCCUCCUCACCAUUGCCCCCGUCAUUCACUCCAGAAAAUACCACCCCUCCCGCCGACGAGAUGUAUCCCCCAUCGGCGCCGCCGUGUCCGCCGCCCAGAACCUGUUCACCAAGGGCUUCCCCAAACCUCCGCCAGGCGUCUCGGUCGACCCAUUACGUAUCGUCGGGAAGGAAUUGAAGUUUCUGACCAAGAACAUUAGAAAGCUGCUGGGGUCUGGUCAUCCAAUGCUGGACAAAGUCGCGAAAUAUUACACAUGGAGUGAAGGGAAACAUGUGCGCCCACUACUCGUCCUGCUCAUGUCGCAAGCUACUGCUCUUGCUCCUCGAAAUCCGCACACACAUUCUUCUUCGAUCUCGUCACAGCAACAGUCCUAUAUCAGCGAGCCAAUCAGCUCGCCUCUUGUCCUAUCAGACGCAAAUCCCGAUACGAGUCCUUUGACAGCUCCCGCUGCGGAGUUAGAAGGCAUCUUUGGCGAAGAUCCGAAUAUCUUGCCUUCUCAGCGCCGACUAGCUGAGAUUACGGAAUUAAUUCAUACGGCUUCUUUGCUCCAUGAUGAUGUGAUUGAUAAUGCAGUCACUCGGCGGUCAUCAAGCUCGGCGAAUACGCAGUUUGGGAACAAGAUGGCUGUUCUGGCUGGUGAUUUUUUGCUCGGUCGUGCUUCUGUUGCUUUGGCGCGUUUGCGCAAUCCAGAGGUUAUUGAGCUCUUGGCGACGGUGAUUGCAAAUCUGGUAGAGGGCGAAUUUAUGCAAUUGAAGAAUACCGCCUCGGAUGAACGAUCCCCCGUUUUCACUGAUGAUACUAUUACAUACUACCUGCAAAAGACCUACCUCAAAACCGCCAGUCUGAUCAGCAAGUCUUGCCGCGCUACAGCACUGCUCGGAAACAGCACCCCGGACAUUGUCGAAGCCGCGUACUCGUAUGGUCGCAAUCUGGGUCUUGCUUUCCAGUUGGUGGACGAUAUGCUCGAUUAUACCGUUAAUUCGGUUGAAUUCGGAAAGCCUGCCGGUGCCGAUCUCGAGCUCGGUCUCGCUACUGCUCCGUUGCUUUUUGCAUGGAAGAGUAAUCCCGAGCUGGGAGCUUUGGUUGGACGGAAGUUUGAGCAACCGGGUGAUGUAGAGAGGGCCCGCGAACUUGUUGCGCGAAGCGACGGUAUCGAGCAGACCCGUGCCCUUGCCCAGGAAUACGCCGACAAAGCCGCCGCUGCACUUGACAUUCUUCCGGACAGCGACGCUAAGAAUGGAUUACUCGACAUGUGCGAAAAGACGAUGAAGAGACGCAAGUAG